Messenger RNA from Populus nigra (black poplar), 1813 nucleotides. RefSeq lists its product as uncharacterized. NCBI's taxonomy places the organism in Eukaryota, Viridiplantae, Streptophyta, Magnoliopsida, Malpighiales, Salicaceae. Gene Ontology annotation, molecular function: nucleic acid binding; RNA-DNA hybrid ribonuclease activity. The record is from RefSeq and is a predicted model, not a curated record. The transcript is spliced from 10 exons. Bases 395 to 1510 code for a protein of 371 amino acids.
UGACAUGCCUUUCUUGGCUCUGAAGUCGGCUAUGAUUCACGAAUCAUAAACAAAUACCGCCUAGUAAGAGCAGAACCAAAAUUGUUGCAAGACAUGUCGUUUGCCAUAAUCAAUUGACAAAAUAUGCCGUUAUCAAAACUGAAGUUAUUUGCUUCCUUCGCAUCGAGUCAUUUUUUUUUCGUUUUCCAGAGUCAGUUUUGUCUCCAAUCACAUCGCAAGUAGCGUAGCUUCAUCAUCGAUCAAAUAAUCGUCUACUCACUGGUAACUUCAUCAUCCAUCCAUCCACUACUAUCAUUAUUUUCUCUGGUGAACUAUCCUUGCAAAACACCAUUAAUCUUCAUUUCUCAUCGGUGUUUGGCUCCUGAGAAUACAAUCUAGGGAAAACGACGGUGGAAUGAACUGCUUCUCUCGCUUGUCUUCCUUUAUAUUUAGAAGGACAAGCCAUUUCUUAGCGACGAGGACUGCUAACGCGUCAAAGCAAUCUCGUAUUCCCUUUUGGAGAAGGAGCUUCGAACAGUCCGGCCUCCAUCUAGAAUUUCUCUCCACCAGAUUUCGCAUUCAGUGCUACUCGUCUCGAAAACCGAGUUUAAAACCUUCGAUUAGGAAAAAGAAGGAUUCUCUGCCAACGACAGUCAUGGACCACGAGAAGGAUACUUUCUUUGUUGUGCGGAAAGGAGAUGUUGUCGGUGUUUAUAAGAAUUUUGCUGACUGCGAGGCCCAACUUGGAACUUCGAUACUGGACCCUCCUGUGAGUGUCUACAAGGGUUACUCUUUAUCCAAGGACUCUGAGGCAUAUCUUGUUUCCCAUGGGCUUCAGAAUGCUUUAUACACUAUCAGAGCUGCAGAUCUGAAAGAGGAUCUUUUUGGCACGCUCAUUCCUUGCCCUUUCCAGCAACCUGCAUCUUCCAAUGCUGAAACGUGCCCAAAUGAUGCAAACAAAAAGAGAUCACAGGAAAUCCUGGGAUCAGAAAUCAAAGGCAUAGAUGGAUCAGCAUCUAUCACUCGUAAGCAUACCAAGUUGGGUAUUCAAGCUGAGUGUCAAGCACAGUCUUCCAAUAGUGUACGUGGAUGUAAAGCAAUGGAUAAAUCCUGUCUUCUCGAGUUUGAUGGUGCUUCAAAAGGAAAUCCUGGACAAGCUGGGGCAGGAGCUGUACUACGAAAUGAUGAUGGAAGCUUGAUCUGCAGAUUACGGGAAGGACUGGGCAUUGCAACCAAUAAUAUGGCUGAAUAUCGAGCCAUCUUAUUGGGAAUGAAGUACGCUCUUGAAAAAGGCUAUACAAAAAUUCAUGUCAAAGGAGACUCCAAGCUUGUCUGUAUGCAGAUUGAGGGUUCAUGGAAGGCCAGACAUGAGAACAUCACCAACUUGUACGAAGAAGCUAAGAAGCUGAAGAAUAGUUUUCUUUCUUUCCACAUCAGUCACGUUCCGCGGGAAUAUAAUUCAGAGGCUGAUUCUCAAGCGAACCUGGCCAUCAAACUUGCAGAUGGUGAAGUUCAAGAGGGGUUUGAGUAGUAUUUGUCUAAUGGUGGUAUCUACUGCAUACAUUUCAUUUGAAUCAGAAAUGAAGUACUGUAUUUCCUGUUUAUCCAUUGUUCUUUAGGCAAAAAGAUUUUGUUAGAAGUCGUGGUGAGAGGAUCAAACCACAACUCCUGGUUGCCGGUGUAGUUGCAAUGAUUGGAGCUCAUUGCAAAACUUUUUCCUGCAAAAUCAGCACGUUCAGUUACAAUGAUUAGCAUGGGCGUAAUUUUAGCGACAUGCCCUCAUGUGUGCAUUGUUAAAGAUCCAUAAUUCCAUAUUUAGACAUUGUUUUAUACA